This is a messenger RNA of Puma concolor (puma), 1305 nucleotides long. The record is from RefSeq and is a predicted model, not a curated record. Lineage: Eukaryota; Metazoa; Chordata; Mammalia; Carnivora; Felidae.
AUGAUGGCCGCUGAACGCAAGGAGAACUUCGCGAGUCAGGCUCCUGGGAACAGUGGCUUCCGCCUCUCCCGAAGUGCUAACGGGUAUUUGUGGGAUGCCGAAGGCACCGGUGUGGAAUAUAGACACAAGCAGACGGCGGGGCCUGGAGGCCCUGGGGGAAGCAGCCGGAUGAGAGCAGCGGAAAGGCACUGGUGCCAUCACACGGUGACGCGGACGGUGUCCUGCCAGGUGCAGAAUGGCUCCGAGACCGUGGUCCAGCGCGUGUACCAGAGCUGCCGGUGGCCGGGGCCCUGUGCCAACCUUGUGAGGACUCUGAUCAGACCCACAUACAAAGUGUCCUACCGCACGGUGACGGUGCUGGAGUGGAGAUGCUGUCCUGGCUUCACCGGGAGCAACUGUGAUGAGGAAUGCAUGAACUGUACCCGGCUCAGCGACAUGAGUGAGAGGCUAACCACGCUGGAGGCCAAGGUCAGACGGCCUGGGGAGCUGGCGGGUGUGCGUGCGAGGGUUGUGGAUCAGGUUCCUGCAGGGUGUGACUGGGGAAAGCCCGGCCCUGAGCAGCCUGGUCCCAGGGGUCGGGUGCUGCUGGGGCCUCAGCGGUUCUGGGUGGUCUACUCUGGGCUGCCUCCUGGCCUCUUGGGGCCGCCAGGACCCCGCGGGCUUCCUGGAGAGAUGGGGCGCCCGGGCCCCCCCGGCCCCCCCGGCCCAGCAGGCAGCCCAGGCUUCCCUCCGAACGGCCCCCAGGGUGUCCUCUACUCCCUACAGUCGCCGACAGACAAGGACGAUGGACACUCACAGCUGGCCUCUGCUGCCGUGGACACCGUGCUGGCCGGCGUCCCAGGGCCCCGGGGCCCCCCUGGCCCUCCAGAGGCCCCUGCAGCCGUGACUGUGGUGGGGGAAUGGAGGACGGGGACACAGUGGAGCAGGGUGACCCGGGAGGAGACCCCGGAAGCCCUCGGGGGAGACGAGAAGGGCCUGGCCGGAGAGCGGGGCAUGAUGGGACCGGCUGGCGAGCCCGGCGGGAAGGGACAAGAAGAGGAGAAGGCGGCUACAGAGAGUGAGGGGGUGCAGCAGCUGCGGGAGGCCCUGAAGAUCCUGGCAGAGAGGGUCCUCAUCCUGGAGCACAUGAUCGGGAUCCACGAUCCCCUCGCCUCCCCCGAGGGGGGCUCCGGCCAAGAUGCUGCCCUGAGAGCCAGCCUCAAGAUGAAGCGUGGGGGCUCCCCGCCCGCCGACGGUCCCCUCGCCGCCCUGCUCGGCCCCGACCCUGGGCAGAGGAGCGCUGGCCAGGCCAGCGGCGGGAAGUAA